GUCAAAUAUUUAAAACGUCAAUUUCAGGAAGUUUUCAGAUAAUAUUGAAUUUAUUGUUUACAAAUUUAAUUGAACAUACACAGUACCUAUAUCUUUUUGAUUUAAGUAUUUAUAGGGUUGUUUACUUUUGCUAAAGCCAUGUCAGUGUAUACAAAAAACUCUGACUACAACAUAGAAGUGAAUUUCAAGCCCAACGAAAGCUUUGCCCAUACAGCAGUAACGGGCAAACAGAAGAACAAAGUAAGAAAAACUACAUUUAUGACCACCCUAAACAACGCGGACGUGUCCCCAGUCUCCAUCCAGCAGAUGCUGGAGUCAGGGCUGAACAUCAUCAGGUUCCGUGCGACCAGCUCGCUCGGAGACCAGGUCCGGCUGCUGGCACAUAUCCGCGAGGCGGCCGAGAACUGCCGCCGCAAGUACAAGCUGGCGCAGUGGCCUGUAGCUACGGCGAUCACGGUGAUGACUUGCAUGGUCAGAACUGGAGUCUUGGUGGACAGUAAAUCGUCUAUACAAAUAGAGUUGGACUCACAAGUGAUCUUAACAAAUAACAAACAAUUCAUGAACCAGUGCAGCAGUUCACAAAUAUACGUCGACAACCCUCACCUCACCAAGGAUGUGACAGUUGGUGAUGUUGUGUCCAUAGAAGCUGAUGCUAUAGUACUGAAGUGCGAAGAAUUUAUUGACAACCAGACGUUAAAAUGCAGCGUCAUCACGGCCGGACCGCUAUACACUUUGAGCACUGUUUGUGUAAGAGGAGGGAAAUAUACUCAGAAAGAACUAACAGAGGACGAUCUGCGACUUUUGCAGUUUGCUUUAGACUACGGGAUAGAUAUCAUUUUCUUGCAGUACGUGCGUAAUACUGAAAUAUUAGAUGCUGUAAAAGCAAUUCUUGGUCCUAAACAUAAGAGGCCACUGAUAUUUUCCAGCAUUAAUACACCUGAUGGUUUGAAAAAUCUUGAUGAUAUAUUAAAACAAUCAGAUGGUGUUGAGUUUACACGCGAUCUCCUGCCUUUCAACCUUGGACUCACUGAUACUUACCGGUGGAUGCAAAUACAGAAAUGGGUUUUCGCUAAAUGUCACGCGGCUGGAAUACCCUGUUUUAUAUCAGGAGCUGUGGUCCCGACUACUACCAAAACAGGCAGUAUUGUUGACAAUGAGUUUGUGGACAUUUCCAACGCCCUCUUCGAUGGAGCCACUGGCAUCAGCAUGAAUGAUUGCGACAACAUCGAGCACACAAUUGACAUCAUCAGAGUUCUCCACGACGUAUGUCUGACUUUGGAGACGGUGGUCGAGGAGAGAACUGAUUACUGGAAGUUAUUGUAUGAGCAGUGGAAGCUUCCAGUGAAUGCAGCGGAGGGAACGAUACUUGGUUGCGUGGCAGCAGCAAUACAGACGCAAGCGAAAGCCAUCGUCGUACCGAGUGUGACUGGCAGGACAGUUAGAUCGUUGAUGAAAUUGAAGCCCCCCUGUCUCAUCAUCGUUGUGAACAGGUUGGGCCAUGCCUCGAGAAUGCUCUACACUUACAGGGGAGUAAUGCCGGUCAUUGAUGAAGGUGAAUGCGUGGGUGUAUUCCUCGCUGAACGCACCAGGCGAGUGCUGUUCGGCGUGCAUUAUGCUGUUGCCCGCGGCUUCAUACAGUAUGGCGACAACUACGUCGUGCUCACCGGCAGCAAUGAAUACAGCUGCUACUGUGAUAUUUUCUUCAUACACAAGACUACUGUCUUCAACAAUUCUUUUAUCUCGUUAGUUUCAAAUAAGCAUGUUUUAUUUUAUUUUAUAGGGGUAUCGGACAGUACCAUCCGGCCAAUGGUCUGGCCUACAUCAUACGACCGGAAACUUAGUGAAUAUGACGCCAUGGAGCUACCAGGGCAGCAGCUGGGGGCGGCGCUGGAGGACUCGCCGCUGGACCACCUGCUGCGCCUGGACAUCGCCGCGCCGCCCGCCUGCCAGCGCCUCUCCGGGAUCUGCGCUACCAUUGGUCCAUCAUCAAACAAUCAAACGACUAUUGAGCAAAUGAUAGCAGCUGGUAUGAACGUAGCUAUUCUGAACAUGGACUUUGAAACGCGACAGUACCAUGCAGAGACAAUUAAAAUGAUUCGCCAAGCUGCUAAUGAAAUAGGAAACAAAAUGGGGAUCGCUUGUCCCGUAGGCAUAGCUGCUCGACUUACAGGAAGGAAUAUUAGAACUGGAAAUAUAGCUAAUGUAUAUGGAGACACUGUUGAACUAAAAACGGGUGAGACAGUUAGACUAACAUCAGAUGAAACGUACAAGGACAGAUGUUCAGAGCACACAAUAUUUGCUGACUUCAUUAACUUGGGGGCCUUCUUGCACAAAGGAGAUAUUGUCCUUAUUGACAAUGAAACCAUCUGUCUGAAAGUUGUGGUCGUUUCUAAUACCACCAUCACUUGUUCUGUGGAGAAAGGUGGUCUUUUGGGGUCUAAUAAAGAUGUAUUUUUUCCACGAGUAGUUUUCAAUAUACCGAAUUUUACGGACAAGGAUAAACUGGAUAUUAAUAUGCUUCUUCAGCACCAGGUUGAUAUUCUUAUUUUGCCUUUUUUACAAUCGGCUGAUGCUGUAUUAGAGUUGAGGGAAAUAAUGGGCGAAAAGGGAAGGAAAAUCAAUAUCGUCGCGAAAAUUCAAGAUAUAAACGCCUUUAAUAAUUUCAAUUCCAUAUUGGACGUAAUCAAUGGUGUAAUAAUAUCGAGGCAAGAAUUAGGAUCCGAUAUUGCACCGGAAAAACUUGUGAUCGCUCAGAAGAAUAUGAUAGUCAGAGCUAAUCUAGCAAACAUACCAGUGAUGGUGAGUGCGCAACUGCUCAGCAGCAUGAGGUUCAACCACAAGCCGCUCCGAGCCGAGCUACUGGACGUAGCCAACUGCAUCCUCGAUGGCUGUGAUGCCCUGGUACUUUCCGCCGAGACUGCUAUAGGAAAGUACCCGGUAGAGACCGUCGCCUGUCUCGCUGAGAUCUGUAAGGAGGCUGAAGCUAUUGUGUGGAACAAACAGAUUUUUAAGGAUAUGGUUGAUAAGACGCCACUACCCUGUGACCACAUAACCGCCAUAGCUCUAGCUACAGUCCUGGCCGCCCAGCGCGGAGUGGCCGCGGCCAUCAUAGUAGUGACGUCAUCAGGCCACUCGGCCCAGCUGGUGUCAAUGUUCAGGCCGAGGUGUCCGAUACUGGCCGUGACGAGGUACCCGCAUGUGGCCCGCAGCUUGCACAUGUGGAGAGGGGUUAUUCCGGUAAUCUUUGAAGACGAGCCAGACCCCGACUGGCAGAUCGACAUCACCAGGCGGGUGAACUUCGCGGUCAAGUGGGGCAUGGAGCGAGGGUUCGUACGCACGGGCGACCCCCUAGUGCUGGCGUACGGCUGGCGGCGCGGCGCCGCACAAACUAAUACAAUGAGGAUGACUUACGCCACUCCCGACAAUACAGUGAGCGUUUGAUGCAGAGGCAAGAGGUUCUAUACUAUUCGGAGUGGUGUGAAGCUUCUGUACGUUGCUCUUUCGAGUGGAUCCUAUCCUCUUAAUUUAAUCUCAGCUAGGUUUUGUUAUUA
Messenger RNA from Plutella xylostella (diamondback moth), 3551 nucleotides. NCBI's taxonomy places the organism in Eukaryota, Metazoa, Arthropoda, Insecta, Lepidoptera, Plutellidae. The record is from RefSeq and is a predicted model, not a curated record.